AUGAGUGUGGAAAAUAAACGUGCUGCUGACUCUGGUGAGGUGGCUGUGAAGAGACAGGAUACGAGAGAUUCUAAAGGUAUUGCCCAUUUGAAACCAGAAUAUAUUGUCUCUACGGUUACUUCUCAUGCCGCGCCAGUUCAAUAUAAUGAUGAAGAACAAACAUCUUCAGAUCGUCAAUUGGAUUCAGGCACAAACAAGAAGAAAAAUUAUAAUAAUAAUAAGAAGAAGAAAAGAGGACAGAAUAAAGAUAGGGAUAAUCGUCAAGUAAAGGAGAAAAAUGCGUUGUGUCCAAAAUUAAUCGUGUCAGGUAACCCUGAAGAUUGUUUGUUCGGUGAAACUUGUAGAUUCAAUCAUGACGUAGAAGCAUAUCUGAAAGAUAAGAAACCUGAAAUCAAAGUUGACACUUUUAAAGUUUGUCCUGUUUGGGAAACAUUGGGUUACUGUCCAAUGGGUUAUAAAUGUAGAUUUUUAUCAACACAUUCCACCGAAUCAAAACCUACAAAUGUCACUGUAGCAAAUAAAGAAUUGAACCAUAUUGCAUUCGAUAAGAAGAGUGAUUUAAUUAAGAAAAGAUUUCCAUUUGAGAAAAGUGAAGAAAUCCUGGAGAUUCUCGAUUCUUUCCAACAGGAACAACGUGAUUUGAAAUCAAAUGACAAUACAGAGGAAGCAACCAAUACAGCUUCUACCGUAGAUUGUCCUCAAGUGAGACAUAGAAAUGCUGAAGUAGACUCAAAGAGGGAAAGACAAAAGGACUUAUACAACAAAUACAAAGAUACACGUUAUUGGUCCAAUGAAAAAAAAUCGCUUGAUUUUAAGAGAAAGAAAAUCUUGUCACCUUUAACUACAGUCGGUAAUUUACCAUAUCGUAGAUUAAUGGUUAAAUAUGGUUGUGAUGUUACGUACAGUGAAAUGGCACUAGGUGUUCCAUUAAUUCAAGGUACUAAUUCUGAAUGGGCAUUACCAAAGUGUCAUUCUUCAGAAAAAGAAUAUGGUGUUCAAAUAGCAUGUUCUAAACAAUGGCAAGCUGCUAAAGCUACCGAGGCUUUAGUUAGUCACAUCAACAAUGUAAACGAAGUCAAUUUGAAUUCUGGUUGUCCUAUCGAUUUAUUAUACAGACAAGGUUCUGGCAGUGCAUUAUUAGAUAAUCCUGCUAGAUUAAUUCGUUGUUUAAAUUCGAUGAAUUAUGUAUCUGGUGACGUUCCCGUGACAGUGAAGAUUAGAAGUGGUACAAAAGAUGGUCAUGCAAUUGCAGAUUCACUAGUUAAACGAUUAGUUUGGGAAACUGACGUUGCUGCGAUUACAUUACAUGGUAGAAGUAGGCAACAGAGAUAUACAAAAUUAGCUGAUUGGGACUAUGUAUCACUAACCGCCAAAUCAUUAAGGGAGAGUGAAUUAGAAUUUUCACAGAGUGAACAAUUCAAAGAUUCACAUAGUCGCGAUAAACCUAUUCAAUUUGUUGGUAAUGGUGAUGUUAAUAAUUGGGAAGAUUGGUACAGAAUAUUAGAUGGAGAUUCUAACAUUGAUAGUAUUAUGGUUGCAAGAGGUGCAUUAAUUAAGCCAUGGAUAUUUGAAGAAAUUGAAUCACAACAAUAUUUAGAUAAGACACCGGUGGAAAGAGUAGAUAUUUUACGUGAUUAUUCAAGAUUUGCUAUGGAACAUUGGGGUACAGAUGAAUAUGGUAUUUCACAAUGUCGUAGAUUUUUCUGUGAAUUUAUGUCAUUUUUCCAUAGAUACAUUCCAAUGGGUAUAUGUGAAAGAUAUCCAGUGAAAUUGAACGAAAGACCACCAAAUUGGAUUGGUAGAGACGACACAGAGACUUUACUUGGUAGUACGGACGUUAGUGACUGGAUUAAAUUGAGUGAAGUGUUUUUUGGUCCCGUCGAUGAUUCAUUUGUCUUUACACCAAAACAUAAGAGUAACUCGUACCAACAACCUUCUAAAUAG
Messenger RNA from Kazachstania africana CBS 2517, 1944 nucleotides. RefSeq names its product tRNA dihydrouridine synthase DUS3 (gene DUS3). Gene Ontology annotation, biological process: tRNA processing. The coding region runs from base 1 to 1944 and encodes 647 amino acids. Gene Ontology annotation, molecular function: tRNA dihydrouridine synthase activity; metal ion binding; flavin adenine dinucleotide binding. The record is from RefSeq and is a predicted model, not a curated record. Lineage: Eukaryota; Fungi; Ascomycota; Saccharomycetes; Saccharomycetales; Saccharomycetaceae. The transcript has a single exon.